Molecule: messenger RNA, 1323 nt
Organism: Aspergillus aculeatus ATCC 16872
Lineage: Eukaryota; Fungi; Ascomycota; Eurotiomycetes; Eurotiales; Aspergillaceae
Product: cytochrome P450
Exons: 3
Coding region: 1-1323 (440 amino acids)
Molecular function (GO): oxidoreductase activity, acting on paired donors, with incorporation or reduction of molecular oxygen; steroid hydroxylase activity; iron ion binding
Source: RefSeq, a predicted model, not a curated record
AUGGUUGUCGGCGGCCAACAAGUAUACAUCAUUUCGAGCCCGAAGCAUAUUUCUGAACUCUACAAGGACACCGUGAGUUUCAAUCGUGACCUGAUGAGCAAGGAACUCUAUCACAGAGCCGGUAUUCCUCGCCGAGUAGUGGACCGCAUUUUUGAAGUCGAUCCCAAGGCCCCGUACAAUGUCAAUAGCGCCCGGUGUAUGCACAGCACGGAUGUUAUGAUGUCUUUAUACCGUCAUCAUCUCUCACCCGGCAAAAGUCUUAAUGACCUUCUCGCCGACCGAAUAACACCUUGCAUUCUCAAAGCGCUUGCUCCUAGGACGAUGCCAGCACCUGCGUCUGUCCGAACUGUAUCGCUCCACAACGUGUGCGUUGAGGUUUUUGUGAAAGGCAUAGCAGAAGCGUACUACGGACCCGUUCUCUGGGAGAUUGAGCCAAACUUUGUGGAAUGGUAUAUGGUGUGGGAAAGGGUGAACUGGAAGUUCAUCUUCGGCUUGCCAGCGUUCCUCGGUCGGGACAUGCAAAUUGCCCGACGGCAUCUGGUGGGCACCUUUGCAAAGUACUUCACCCUACCGCAAGAGCAGCGAGAGCAGGGGAAUUGGUGGGUUCGGGCGGUGGAAGAGGUCCUCCGCCAAGAUAAGCUCAACGACCAUGAAAUCGGCUGCAUGUUCAUGCUACAAACUUGGGCGAUUCUGGGAAACAUGUUCAAAACUGCUUUCUGGCUCGUUGCGCACAUCGUGUACGAUCCAAGCAUUCUGGACGCGAUCCGGACUGAAAUGCAACCCGCCUUGACAGGCGACCAGGUCGAUCAUCGAUAUCUCGUCGAGCAUUGUCCCCACCUGGAUUCUCUCUUCUCUGAGGUGCUACGUCUAAGAAUGGCCAGUCCCAUGGUGCGCGACAUUGCGGUGACAAGUGCGAUCGGCGGAAAGACGGUACGAGCCGGGAGCCGCGUCCUUGCCUCCUACCGGCAAUUGCACCUCAACCCCGACGUCUGGGGCAGUGCACCGCACGUCCUGGAGGCGGAUCGCUUUGCCAAGGAUCCAGGGCUGCGAUCUAAUGCCAGCUAUCGGCCGUGGGGCGGGGGCAGUACGGCGUGUCCCGGACGGUUUCUGGCCAAACAAGCUAUCUUCUGCUUUGUGGCUCACUUGCUCCGAGACUCUGAGAUUGGGCUGCAGCAGGAGGGGGCAUCCGCGGCAGAUGCGCCUGACCACCCCGGUCGCGGACGGUUUCCUCGUGCGGACUGGUCCCGCCCCAGCCCAGGCAUCGUAGGACCCCUGGAGGGAGAGGAUCUCACCCUUGUAAUCCGUCGGGUAAGACGGAAGUGA